AACCAUUCUUGAGAAAAUCGUACGACUAUCACGUGAGUUAAAAGUGUGUCACAAGUUGUCAAGAAGGAAAUAAUUUUUACUAUAAGCAUAAGGUGGAGCCGCAGAAAAGAAUGGACAAAUUUAUAGCUGCUGUUAUCCUGGUUGUGUGUAUGUCUGUAGAUUUCAGCUCAGGCAAAACACCAUUCCAUACUUGUAAAAGUGCAUCAUCUAAAGUAACCAAUGUAGUUAUUCCAGGAUGUGAUGCACCACCUUGUAAGCUGAAGAAGGGAUCAAAUGCUGCCUUGUCGAUAUCAUUUACUGCAGGAGAGGCAUAUACAAAGAUAACAGCUGAUGUACAUGGUGUAAUUAGUUACAUACCAGUUCCAUUUACACCCCCAAAUGUGGAUGGAUGUCAUCAUAGUGGACUAACCUGUCCUUUGACAAAGGGAAAGAAUUACGUUUACAAUAAUACCAUUCCCGUUAAAAGCAGUUACCCAGAUUUGCAACUUGUGGUACGAUGGGAGCUUUUGGAUGAGAAUAACAAAGACAUUCUAUGUGUUGAAGUUCCAUGUGAAAUAUCUAAUUAGAUACCAAAAAGCACAAACAAUCCAAACAAGGACCUCUUUUCCAAAAAUAAACUGAGAAAAAUCUCCCCCAAAUUUGAUAACAAUAGAUCCAAAAAGUGAGUUCCGAAGAAAAAAAAUGAAGGUUCGGGUUAUUAACAACCCUUACAAUAGUUGAAAAAUAUUUUAAUGUUAACAUUAAAGGUAAUUACCACUCUGGUACAGUACACAUGAAGAGAUUCAGUUUAAAUCACUGUUGCCGGUGUUGAGUGAAUCACUAUGAAACAGGGUGAUUGCUGGUGAUUGAAGGUGAUAGCACUCUGUUAUAUAUUACACAGAGUGAUAUCACUCACAUUCACAAUUGAUGUGUGUUGUGAAAAUUCCACACCAACAGUGAUGUAUGAACUAAUCAUUGUGUGUACUGUUUUACACUGCUUUGAUGACAGAGUCUCAUAUAUUGGUAUUUGUUUUAUUAAUGUUUGUCACGAUUACGAUAUUGUUGUUACGUAUAUAUGUUCAAAAGGAUGAACCAAUGUAACAUUUUACUUCAGACAAUUCCUAAUCGAUUAUUAUAUCAAGUUUUUAGAUGCAAUAAUGAAAUUUUGAAAAUGAAAUAUCAUAUUUUCUUCUAGCAAAUGUUUCCUUGCCUUAUUUGAAUAAAGACUUUCCUUUUCAAGAUAAGAAUAUGUCUGCUUGCCUCAAUAAAAAGGAAAGUGAAAAAAGUCAUAGAAAGUUAUAUUUCCAAAUUGUCUGUAGACCAAGAUUCACUAAUAUUUAAGUCUAAAAAUAUAGCUCACAUUUAAUUUAAAAUAUGAAGGCAACUGUGCAUAUUUCAGUUAUAAAAUAAACACAAUGAUUUUUUUUUAUUCCUGAAAACUAAAACAAAAUCAUGUAUAGACAUGUUACUUGUACAUCUUUGUUUACAUGUGUCUGUUGUUAUUUUUGUAAGUCAGUUUUGAGAUGAAUGGGUUGGUCAUUGAUGCUCUUCCAUAUGUAUGAGUGUACAAAUUACAAAUAUUUGAUCUUUAAUCAAUUUUUAUAGUGUAUUGAUUUAAAAUAAUUGUGUUCAGGUUUUUUCUUGAUCUGUAUUUAGAGUGCUUUUGCGAAUAUGCCUGAAUUGUGUGGAAAUUGAGUGGUAAAAAAGUGUUAUUUUGUUGGUCUACUAAUUUCUUAUAGCUUUAAAUAACAUCAGACCCAGCAACGUUUACUCAAAGUCCGUACUGUAAGUGCUUGUUAACUAAGCACUUGUUAACACACUGCUGAAGUGGGAUUAUUUUUUAUGAUGCAUAAUAUGAAUGUAUAAAAGCAAAGUCAUAAUUGUAUAAUGAAACUAUGUACUUUGACCUAUAAUGGUUUACUUUUACACAUUGUGACUUGGAUGGAGAGUUGUCUCAUUGGCACUCAUACCACAUCUUCUUAUAUCUAUGUGAUUAUUCUUGUGUUGUUUAAAUUGACAGAGAACUUUUAAUGCCCUUUCCCCUCCUCUGGUAAAUCACACAUUGUAGUAUGUAAAUUUUACAUAAAAAAAUACUUAUUUUUUUAAAUGCUUGAAUUCAAGAUUAAGCCUACAGACCUGUCUCAAUUAUAUCACUAUUUGGAUUUGCUACACAUCAUUUUCAAAAGAUGUUCUAUUCACAUUUUUGGGUUUUUUUUUUAUUUUCCAAUGACAUUGUAGUUUAUGAUCUUUUAUUGUUAGGAAGAAAUCUCUUUGAAAUAUGAUUAAUGAUCUGUUAUAGCUAUUGUAAUCUUAAAAAUAAGAGAAUAUCAUUCUUGCUUUUAUAUUGUCACUUCACCUUUAUAUACAAUGAAUAUUUUAUAUGUCUAUUUUCAAUAAAAAAAAGUCUUUCUA
Molecule: messenger RNA, 2391 nt
Organism: Mytilus californianus (California mussel)
Lineage: Eukaryota; Metazoa; Mollusca; Bivalvia; Mytilida; Mytilidae
Product: NPC intracellular cholesterol transporter 2-like
Exons: 4
Coding region: 111-566 (151 amino acids)
Biological process (GO): intracellular cholesterol transport
Molecular function (GO): sterol binding
Source: RefSeq, a predicted model, not a curated record